AUGAAGGCACUGUUUCUUCCGUAUGAGUGGUAUGUUCCGUCUCCAGCAGGAAGGAUCGAGACUGAUGAUGAAGAAACUGUUCGAAAGGUGAAUGAGAACCAGCUCAACAUCGAGAGAAUCGCCGCGCCUGGUCAGUAUAUCGUGGAUAUCAUCCCCGCUCUGAAACAUCUACCGUCCUGGCUUGCAUCUUUCAAGCGUGAAUCCACAGUUCAUAACAAGAAGGAGGUCGAGCUCUUCAGCGAUCUGGUAGAGGAUGUGCGACGAGAUCUUCAGGCUGGGAAAGCGGGACCAAGCUUCACGAGGAUGUGGUUAGAGAACAGACAGGACUGCAGUAUGUCUGACUUGUAG
This is a messenger RNA of Rhinocladiella mackenziei CBS 650.93, 348 nucleotides long. RefSeq lists its product as uncharacterized. Bases 1 to 348 code for a protein of 115 amino acids. Lineage: Eukaryota; Fungi; Ascomycota; Eurotiomycetes; Chaetothyriales; Herpotrichiellaceae. Gene Ontology annotation, molecular function: iron ion binding; heme binding; oxidoreductase activity, acting on paired donors, with incorporation or reduction of molecular oxygen. The record is from RefSeq and is a predicted model, not a curated record. The transcript is spliced from 2 exons.